Dictyostelium purpureum is the source of this 2124-nucleotide messenger RNA. RefSeq lists its product as uncharacterized. The record is from RefSeq and is a predicted model, not a curated record. Bases 427 to 1848 code for a protein of 473 amino acids. Gene Ontology annotation, molecular function: mRNA binding; histone pre-mRNA stem-loop binding. Gene Ontology annotation, cellular component: histone pre-mRNA 3'end processing complex; cytoplasm. Gene Ontology annotation, biological process: mRNA 3'-end processing by stem-loop binding and cleavage; mRNA transport. NCBI's taxonomy places the organism in Eukaryota, Evosea, Eumycetozoa, Dictyosteliales, Dictyosteliaceae. The transcript has 2 exons.
CAACUUGAUUCACACACAUAUAAAGUUAGUCAGUUAGCACUUUCUAUCUCUAUUAGUAAUUCUUUUUCAAUAAAUAGAUCUAACCAAACUAAUAUAAUUAAAUAUUCUAUCACUAUUAGUUAUAUAUUAAUUAAAUUAAAAAACUGGUGAAUUUAAUUACCAACAAAUAUAUUAUUUAAAACUAAAAAAUUUAUUAUUAAAAAAAAAAAAAAAAAAAAAAAAAAGGUAAAUUAAAUUUUUUUUUUUUUUUUUCUAUAAAUAUAAUAAAUAACAUUAAAUAAUUAUAACAAAUUAAUUAAUUAAUAACUACAACACAUAUAAUUAUAAAAAUAAUUUCUCAUAAAAAAUCACAAAGUCCAAUAAUUUUUAAAAAUCAUAAAAAAAAAAAAAAAAUGUCAACAAUCAUUAAUUCAACUGCCAAUACUAAUGGAGCCGCCAUUUAUUAACCAAAAGACAAAUAGAGCAUUAUUGUCCAACAUCAAGAAUGCUACUCCUUUAAACCCAAAUGCAUCUUUAAAAAAAAACUCAGUUGGGGUUGAAAAUAUCUCUGUAAAUAGUUCCGCUAAAAAAGCAAAUAAUAACAAUGUUGUAAAAAUUAAUAAUAAUAGUAAAAAUAAUAUUUUGUUCACUCCAUCCAAAGGUGUUUCAAAGGCUAGAUCAAGUACCGCCAAUACUGCUAUUGUUGCCCAACAAGAAGUUUUCUUAGAUUUAACUUCUAUCCAAAACGAUUUGAAAAGAAUAGGUGUUGAUACCACUGGCGGUAUUUCCCCAUGCGCAAGCCCACUCAAAGACUCUGUACCAAUUUCCAUGAUCGAUCUUGAUACUACUGCUGCCAUUACCACCAUCACUAAAGAAUCAGUUGAAAGCGAAUCAUCAUUAGUUGUUCCAGUUGGUCCAUCAUUAGAUUUAGUCCACACUAAAACCACUAGUUUAGAGAACAAAGUCUAUGAUGCCAGUUUCUUUAUGUCAUUAAAAUCCGCCAAUACCGUUAGACCAAAAGAAAUUGAUAUUGUUGAAAACCAUCAAAAAGAAAUUGUAGUUUCAUUACCAACUACUCCAUUCAUCUUAAAUAAUAGUAUCAACAGUCAACGUAAUUCACAACAACAACAAAAAACUAAUAUCCCAAUUUUUUCACCACAAGUAAGUCCAUUCAAAAUCGCUUAUAAUCUUCAACAAUCAUCAUCCCAAUCACCAAGUAAACAAAUUGUUACACCAAAGAAAAAUAAUGGUGCUUUAUCUACCACCACUACUCCUGCCUCUUACUAUCGUGAUAAUAAUUAUAGUGCCACCAAAUCAAAUAAUUAUAGUGCCACCAAAAAACAAAACCCAAUUCCAUUCGCUUUAAAUACAACCCCAGUAAAAGCAAAUAAAAUAGUCACCUAUACUCCACAAUCCAAUAAAAAAUCUGCUACAGAAGAAUCAACUAUUGCUGUUGUUGAUACAGAAGAUACCGAGGAAUCUUCAGUUCCAUCUGUUGAAACACCAAAGAAACUUCGUGAAAUUGAUCCAAAGAGAUUGGCUGCUAGACAAAGACAAAUCGAUAUUGGUAAAAUGACUGCUGGUUAUAAAAAUUAUAUCGCUACUGUACCAAAAUCAAAGAGAAAGCCAACCGAUCCAAAGACUCCAAAUAAAAAUCAAGUUUGCUCAAAGAGAUCUUGGGAUGGUCAAGUCAAGAAAUGGAGAAGAUUAUUACAUCAAUAUGAUCCAACCCCAAUUCCAUUCAAUGAAGAAGAAAUCGAAAAAGAAAUGAAAUUAAUGGAAUUAGAACAAGAACAAAAAGAUAAAGAAACCACCGAUACUUCUGCUAUCAAUGAUGAUGACCAAGUUGUUCCAGCCAUUGAAAAUUAAAUCAAUUUAUAAUUUAUAUAUCUUCAACAUAAUCAUAAUCAUAAUCAUAAUAAUAACAGUAAUAUUGUUAUUAAUCUUUUUUUAAAAUCAUCAUUUCAUAUUUUUUUCCUAAAAAGAAAAAAAUCCAAAAACAUAUUUAAUAUAAGUUGUAAAAGUACAGAUAAUAAUUUAGACUCAUUUAGGCUAAAAAAAAGGGAUUUAUUGUAUAUAUCUUCUUUUUUAUUUAAAUAAAAACUAAUAAGAAAAGGUAGUGCACCCUUUCAUAAUAUUGCAUUU